AAUGCGAAAUCGACGAAGGACUCCAGCAGCAGGCAGACGAGGGAGGAAUUGGGCAAUGGGCGUGGGGUCACCCGGCCCGCUAUGUCCCCCCCCCGCCUUGCAUGAGGAUAACGUAGAGGAUAGCAGGGACACAAAUAGGGAAGACCUGUACACUUGUUCCGGAGUGUGGGUGGUUCUAGUGCCACGCCAUGGAGCGCUGACAGCUGAAGCCACGAGAAGCAUUGUGAAUUGCGUCCAGGCAUGGCAACAAUGGCCACAGCAUGUCUCUGCCCUUGUGCAUUUUCUGCUCUCGUGAGAGCCGAUACCAAAACUGCGCCUGACAGUGGAAAUGGAGCUUCGGUGGGCGGUCAUGUGGCCAGAAACAGACCUGGUCUUCGCGAAUUUCAAAAGCUGAAUGCGGGUCCUCUUUUUACACCCCUUGCGCCCACGAGGAGGAGCUUGCCUUGCCCACGAGCCGACUUAGACCAAGACACGAUUCUGGCCAUCGGCGUCGGCGUGGCAGGACUCGCUGUCGGAAUCGGCAUUCCCGUUUUCUAUGAAACGCAAGUGAAGGGCUCAGAAAAAAGAGAGAACGAUCAACCUUGUUUCCCAUGCAAGGGCACCGGAUCUCAAACGUGUCGAUUUUGUGCCGGGGCAGGAAACAUCACCGUGAUGAUAGGCGUCGGUGAGAAGGAGGUGUCCAGUUGCAUCAACUGUGAAGGAAAUGGCGCCAUCACUUGCACGACAUGUCAAGGCUCUGGGGUUCAACCCCGUUACUUGGAUCGCAGGGAGUUCAAGGACGACGAUUAGUCUCCGAUCCUCGUCGAUUCUCUGAAAGUGGUGAGUUCGCUGUGAGUGGACUCUGCACUGAGCACGGAGAGAUGUUCCCAUGGACACGAGAGCGCUGGAGCUCUUGGAGGAGGGGGGUUUGAAUGAGGGUUGCUAUGAUCUUUGACUACGACCGUCCGAUGGUCCGAUGGCGCCGUGGUAGCCGCUCACCGACGCAGUCGAGCCGUUGGGGCGGUGAGUGUCGUCUUUACUGAUAUGGUGUUUGUACUGAUCCUUAGUUCCAGCACAUGGUGUUGUGGAGUACGGGGGCGAUCGGCCGCACAUUUGCGCGCAACGUUUUGUAAAAGCUUGUCGUGGAAUGAAACGAUUUUCUGCAAUUGCAGUGAGAAAUUUC
Molecule: messenger RNA, 1162 nt
Organism: Marchantia polymorpha subsp. ruderalis
Lineage: Eukaryota; Viridiplantae; Streptophyta; Marchantiopsida; Marchantiales; Marchantiaceae
Source: the annotation of a GenBank genome assembly